AUGGGGUCAAUAUCAGAAUUUGGCAAGUCUCAAGACGCGAAUAAGUUGGCCGAUGCCCUCAGGCAUCUGACCCAGCGUUUGAACCCACCUUGUCGACUCUCGACUCAAUCUGCCCCUGCCUUGUGGUUUCAUUCUCGAUCUGAGAGCUCGAGUCUUGCGCUGACUUUGCGCGACUUCAAAGCCACCCCAAUCCUCCCUUCUCCUAUCUUCUUUCAUCUCGCGCGACAACAUUUCCAUCUCGCGACCACCCCACCGCGAUCACCUAUCGCACCCUACAAUGAAGCGCAUGUUUCCCAUUGA
Penicillium samsonianum is the source of this 300-nucleotide messenger RNA. RefSeq lists its product as uncharacterized. NCBI's taxonomy places the organism in Eukaryota, Fungi, Ascomycota, Eurotiomycetes, Eurotiales, Aspergillaceae. The transcript has a single exon. Bases 1 to 300 code for a protein of 99 amino acids. The record is from RefSeq and is a predicted model, not a curated record.